UAAACAAACUUAGGAGGAAGUGUGGGGAAACUCAGGUCAGCCUUACUGUCAGGUGUGCAGGACAAUCUCUGGCGUGAAGAAGCGAUGGCAGAGGGCGAGGAUGCAAAGGUCGUGAUCGUAGGAUGCGGGAUCGCCGGGAUAGCAGCCGCACGCAGGCUCAUAGAUGCGGGAUAUGAGCAGGUGAGAAUCUUGGAAGCCACCGGAAGAGCCGGAGGACGAAUCAAAACAAACAAACUCGGUAAUAAAAUAAUAGAAAUAGGAGCAAGCUAUCUUCACGGCCCAUCAAAGGAGAACCCAGUGUUUUGUCUGGCGCGUGAUUAUGACCUCCUGGAUCCAGAGGCUCUCACUCCAGAGAACCAGGCCGCAAAUGUUGAUGAAUAUCCUCCAUGGGUUGCCAACUGGUUCACCAGUUCAGGGCAAAAGGUAGAUGAUGACUGCAUGAAUCCUGCUCUGGAGUUGAUUCACGAGCUUGUGGACAACACUCCAGAAUCUAAAAAACACAAACAAACAUGGGAAAGUGUUGGUCAUUUCUUGCGGUCAGAGGCCCGCCGAAGGGCAGAAAAGAUGUGGAAAAAGGAAGAUAAAGCCACCAAGAAGCUGCUGUUUUGUGCUCUAAGUGCCUUGUUGAAGUUUGAAUGUUGUGGAAGUGCGGUCCACACCAUGGAUGACCUCGACUUAAAUGGAUUUUCUACGUACGAAAGCAUCCCUGGAGUGGACUGUAUGUUCCCGAGUGGCUUUGAAGGCCUCAUCAGCAGCCUGAUGUCGGAGCUCCCCCCUGGCUUAGUGUCCUACAACCAUCCUGUCCAGAGUAUCUGUUGGAACAACUCUGAGGCUGGAGCUCACCCUGUGACAGUGGAGUGUGCCAAUGGAGAGAAGAUCCCUGCUGAUCACGUUAUCGUUACAGUUCCUCUAGGAUACCUGAAGAAGCACCACUCCACCCUGUUCUCUCCACCUCUUCCAAAGCAGAAGCUGCGCUCCAUCGAAAAACUGGGAUUUGGAACAUGCAACAAAAUAUACGUUGAGUUUGAGAAGCCGUGGUGGGACGCUGACUGUGACAUCAUCUACCUGGUGUGGGAAGAUGAGGAGGAUAUUUCCGACCACGUGUCUGAUAUAAGCAAGCUUUGGACACGUAAAAUCCCAUCCUUCACGGUGAUCAAACCCCCUGAAAGCGGCAGCCAUGUUCUCUGCGGCUGGAUUUCUGGGCAUGAGGCCGAACACAUGGAGACGCUUCCAGAGGAGGAGGUUAGGCAUUCUAUGACGGAGCUCAUCCGUACUUUCACAGGGGACUCCACCAUCAGACCAAAGAGAAUUCAGUUUAGCCGUUGGUUCCAUGAUCCCUGGACAUUUGGAUCCUACAGUCACCCAGCACUGUCCUGCUCUGCACAGGACAUCAAGAACUUGAUGGAGCCCCUACCCACCAAAGGAGGGCAGUCACAGCUCCUGCAGGUGUUGUUUGCUGGAGAGGCGACCCAUCCCUGUUAUUACUCCACCGUUCACGGAGCUCUGCUCUCUGGGUGGAGAGAGGCGGACAGACUCAUCUCCCACCAGUUUUAAGCUCCACUUUGAAACCAUGAUGUUCUAAAUUUUCUCAAUACAGUGUAUUUCAAUCUUUUUCAAUCAUGGGAAUAAUAAGAUUUUUAAAAACAGUAAAACCUUAAUGUCUAUUACCAUGAAAAUUUGAGUUAAUUUUAAACUUAUUUUGAAAGAGAAUUUCUAGUGAUCAUAUAGAUUUAUUUGAUUACUUAGAAUAAAAAAUAAAUGAAUAACCAGGGGCUUUCUUUAUAUUUUGUCAUUACAUCUUGCUGCUAUUGAAUCAAUAAAAACUGUUCUGUAUCUUA
This is a messenger RNA of Oryzias melastigma (Indian medaka), 1838 nucleotides long. RefSeq names its product peroxisomal N(1)-acetyl-spermine/spermidine oxidase. The coding region runs from base 85 to 1554 and encodes 489 amino acids. The transcript has 10 exons. Lineage: Eukaryota; Metazoa; Chordata; Actinopteri; Beloniformes; Adrianichthyidae. Gene Ontology annotation, molecular function: polyamine oxidase activity. The record is from RefSeq and is a predicted model, not a curated record.